Molecule: messenger RNA, 3044 nt
Organism: Mercenaria mercenaria
Lineage: Eukaryota; Metazoa; Mollusca; Bivalvia; Venerida; Veneridae
Exons: 2
Coding region: 124-1104 (326 amino acids)
Cellular component (GO): cytoplasm
Molecular function (GO): phosphatase activity
Source: RefSeq, a predicted model, not a curated record
UUUUAGAAAACCACGUGUGGAGACGACAUUGAAUGUCAUUGGGAUAAAAUGUAUUUAAAGUUGAUUUAAACUGUUAAAUAUUUAUUGUUAUUAAACGUGAAGGCAGGUUGGAGAAGAUUGGGUAUGUUUUCUAAAUCAGUAUCCACGAGAAUAUCGUUCACGACGUUACGAAGGUGUUUUACUUCCCUAGCACAGCCAGCUGAAGCCCGCAAUGUUGGAUGCAUCGAUUCUGUUAACAAAUUUCUAGAUAGAUAUGACACAUUUAUGCUCGACUGUGAUGGUGUUCUUUGGAGAAGCGAUCAUAUCACCCCCGUUCACGGUAUUUCAAAGGCCAUCGAGAAACUUCAGAGUUUGAACAAGCGCGUUUUGUUCGUUACUAACAAUAGUAUUGCGUCGCGUGUAAUGUUGCAACAGAAAUUUCGGAGUUUCGGAUUUGAUUCACCAUUGGAAAAUAUAUUUGGGAACGCACAUAUAGCAGCGGUGUUUCUUAAAGACAUUCUCAGAGUAAAUGGAAAGGUUUAUCUUGUCGGUGGAUCUGGGUUAAAGUGGGAAUUGGACCAACUUGAUGUUGAUAGUGUGGGUUUUGGGUUGGAUCCCGACGUACCAACAUGUGACGAACAAGAAUUACUCAAAUAUUCCUUUGAAGACAACAUUGAUGCUGUUCUUGUAGGACAUGAUGAAUACAUGAGUUACAAUAAAAUUUAUAAAGCAUCUUCUUACAUCUGCGAUCCAAGAUGUCACUUCAUAGCGACCAACAAUGUAGAAAAGGGGAUAUUUAUCGGAAAUGAACCCUCUAAACGUCGAAUGCCGUUAGCCGGCAUGGUGGUGAACGCCAUUGCAGAUGUUGCUGGUAGAAAGCCUGUAGUUGUCGGAAAACCAAACAGAAUAAUGUUUGACUGUAUAUUAAGUAAACAUCAUGACAUAGAUUUGAGCAGGACAAUUUUUGUAGGUGAUCGCCUUAAAACUGAUGUGAAAUUUUCGAAGUCUGUUGGCAUUGACUCUGCCUUAGUUCUGACAGGUGUCAGUAAAACAGAAGACAUUAUUGAUAGUCCAGAACUGAAACCGAAUUACGUAAUGAAUUCUUUGGCAAAUAUCGUCCAUUGAUUUUUUAAAAAUCUAUAUGUCUUUCAUGCAUGCGUAACACGUGCACAACAAUCUUAGCGUUGAUAGCUGAAAUGAAGCAAAAUUGCAGCCGCAAUUUUUCACAAUAUUCUAUUUUUCAUGUAUUCAUGCAUUUUUUAACAAAUCUUUUGUUAUAAGAUUUUUUCUUAAAUCAACAACAACAACAACAACAAUAAAUUUAUUGCAUUAAACAUUUUACAAUGUCUAUAGCAAACUGACAACUCCAACACGAACAUAGCUUUUCGGAAGAUCUUACAUGUACUUAGUUUCUGAUUUUACUUGCAUGGUAUAAGAAUUUGGACAAAUUUAUUAACACAUUUCUAGAUUUUAUUGACAAAAGGUUAGGUAGUUUUUGAAGCGUAGGCCAUGUAAAAUAAUAUUUCUUUAGAUAUUUUUGUCUGAGAUCUUUGUAUUUAGUGCAUAUUAAAAGAUGAUGAAAUUCAUUUUCAACCAAAAAAAUCAUCCCCGUGUAUCAAUGCUUUACAUUGGGCACGUGAAAGAACCAAACGAACUGCUUUAGUUCAUUUGUAUUUCAAACUUUCUUCACUGAAAUUUAACAACGCGAGUGAAAUGUUGGGCACACAGAAAUGUUUACGCGUGGACUGAAAUGAACGCGAUUGAAAUAAAUCAUUGUAAAUUACAAAAGUAUAAAUACCGACAGCUUGGCAUGCCUUACUCUUAUUAGAUUUUUACACCUUUGAUUACAAACGUUUGAAGAAGGAAAUGUCAUUUACGCUCUUGAUUACUCCGAGACAAAAUGUCGGUAUUAACAAAAGAAUAAGAGUUAAAAUAAUUACGUUUGGUUUCCGUAACACCUAGAAGGGAUUCACAAAAUUUUGUAUAAUGUAUAAAAUGAAGGCGUUUUCUGGUCAAGUUAUCACAUGCAACUUGACUUUUGAAAAAUAAAUAUAACGGAUUUCAAAGGAAAGCGCUUUCAUUUUUAUUAUUUCCAGGUAUGUGGAUUUUCGAUGAUUUUUACUGCAUUCUUUUUAUUUUCAUUUCAUGUCAGUUUUGCUCAUCACAUUGUACGUAAUUAUGUUUUUACCUUUGGACAUUAUUAUUAUAAUUAAUAAAACAAAAUAGGGAGGAGGGGGGAGUGGGUGACCAAAUUCUAAAGCAAAUGGGGUAUACGUUUUUACCAAAAUGACUCGGGAGUGGUGGGAGGGGUGGGGGGCGCGUUGACUAGGAGACGUAUUGAUUAAGGGGUGUUUUGACUUGAUACCUUUAUUAAUUGAUCAGAUGCAACUUGACUUUCGAAAAAUAAAUAUUACGGAUUUUAAAUUCUAUUAUUUCAUAUUUCACGAUCUGUGACAUUGAAAUCUUUUAUUAGCUGUGACUGUGUACUUGCUACAAAUGGGUAUAUAUUUAUAAUUUACUGGAUGGUGGAUUCUGCUUUAGGCUGUUUAUUAGUUUUACUUGAACUUUUCAGCCAGAGGCUUGGGAUACAUGUAUCAGAAUACUCGUAUUUCAGUUGUAUUGCUGAUGAAUCUCAGAUUAAUGGAAACAUGUACAUUGUAAUUUUUGUAAGAAUUUUCAGCCAAAUGCUUUUACUUUUCACAUGUAGAUUUUAUCAAAUAACAAUUAAUGCGCGUAUUUUGAAUAGCACUUUAGUUUUAUAUGUAAUAGUUCUUAAGAUUAAAAUUCUUUUUGGCAAUUUCAGUGCGGUCUAAAUUUUGAAUCUACUCGUUCAAGUUGUUGUUUGUUGCGAUAUUUUGAACAAACAGUUUGAAAAUUAAUACAAGAAGUUGAUUGCCAUGCUAUCAGUUGUUGUAAUUUUGCUUGUCUCUGAAUCUCUGUUCUAUGCGUAGCUGUGUCACAUUUUCUUCGCAAAAAUACUCAGAUUGAACUCUAUAUUUAUACAUUUAUACACAUUGUACUAAUGAUAUUGCUAUUUUACUAAAACCACUUUCUUUACAAAUUGC